CAUUUUUAUCUCCCCAGAUUUUCUUGGAGAACAAUGGCUAUGGCAAAUGGCUCAUUUGUGAUGGAAUUCAUUCUCUUGGGGAUAACAGAAGAGCCUGACCUCCAAGUACCUCUCUUCUUCCUCUUUCUAGUAAUAUAUAUGAUAACCACAUUAGGAAAUUUGGCUUUGAUCGUUCUAAUUGUGUUAAAUUCUAACCUUCAUACCCCAAUGUACUUUUUUCUCUUUAACUUGGCCCUCAUAGACCUCUGCUAUUCUUCAGUGAUUACCCCCAAAAUGCUAAUGAACUUCUUGCUGAAGAAGAAUGUUAUCUCUUACACAGGUUGCAUGACCCAGCUCUACUUGUUUUGCUUUUUUGCCAUUUCUGAAUACUAUGUACUAACAGGAAUGGCCUAUGAUCGUUACGUGGCUAUCUGUAAUCCACUCUUGUAUAAAAUUGCUAUGUCCCCUCGGGUGUGUUUCUAUCUUAUGCUUGGUUCAUAUUUGAUGGGGUUUUCUGGUGCCAUGAUCCAUACUGGAUUCAUGCUGAGACUAACCUUCUGUGAUGGAAAUACCAUCAACCACUACUUCUGUGACCUCCUCCCUUUACUGCAGCUCUCCUGCACCAGCACCUAUGUCAAUGAGAUAGAGCUGUUCAUUGUAGCAGGAAAGGACAUUGUUGUUCCUACCUCCAUCAUUCUUAUUUCCUAUGGCUUCAUUCUUUGCACCAUAAUCCAGGUGAGGUCCAUUGAGAGCAAAUACAAAGCCUUCAGUACCUGCAGUUCCCAUUUAUUUGCUGUUUCCCUGUUUUUUGGGUCAAGCACCUUUAUGUAUCUUCAGCCAUCCUCAGCUGGGUCUAUGGCUGAGGGAAAAAUUUCUUCCAUCUUUUAUACUAUUGUGAUUCCCAUGAUGAAUCCCUUAAUCUAUAGCUUGAGGAACAAAGACGUUAAGGUUGCUCUGAGAAGAACCCUGAAUAGGAGAAUGUAUUGA
Molecule: messenger RNA, 966 nt
Organism: Mesocricetus auratus (golden hamster)
Lineage: Eukaryota; Metazoa; Chordata; Mammalia; Rodentia; Cricetidae
Product: olfactory receptor 145-like
Exons: 1
Coding region: 34-966 (310 amino acids)
Biological process (GO): G protein-coupled receptor signaling pathway; sensory perception of smell
Cellular component (GO): membrane
Molecular function (GO): olfactory receptor activity; G protein-coupled receptor activity; odorant binding
Source: RefSeq, a predicted model, not a curated record